GCACAGCGUCACCUGAGUGUCCAAUUUUGAAGACAUCGCAUACAGACAUGAGCGUUUCUUAUCUGAAACUGAAAACGGUUACACCGCCUUCACUCGGUCUUCUCCUCAGAUUCUCUCCUUUCUUCUAUGUUCUGGCAGAAUCGUGAUAUUACAGUGGACUUAUCUUCGUUGGCGAAGAUGAGCGCCAUUCUAGCAUUCCGAUCACGGUGUUGUUUUGGAUUUAUACAGAAUGCCGAUUGUAGACAGUGUGCGAUGUCUCCGCCGUCUACGGCUGAGAUGUUACGAUUUAUGAAGCUUGUCGAAAGCAAUGUGAUUGGAUUAGACCGCAGUCGUAAAAGUUUGAGCCUGUAUGGUAACAGCGUGAGGUCAAACUUUUUCAAGCCGAUUAAAGCGGAGGAUGACUCUGGCGCAUCUUUAGUUGAUGAUUGUACUGAAUAUUCCGGUAGUAAUCUCGGCCAGAUGUCAAAUGUGGGGAAAUCGACAAAUAUUUUGUGGCAUGAAACUCCAGUUCAGAAACUUGAUAGGCAAAAGUUACUUCAGCAAAAGGGCUGUGUCAUUUGGUUAACUGGUCUUAGUGGAUCAGGGAAAAGCACUCUAGCAUGUGCUUUGAGUGAAAUCCUGCAAUCCAGAGGAAAACUGGCUUACAUCCUUGAUGGUGAUAAUGUUCGGCAUGGUCUCAACAAGGAUCUUAGUUUUAGAGCUGAAGAUCGUUCAGAAAACAUACGAAGGAUUGGUCAGAUACUGUAUAAAUGUGAGGUAGCAAAACUCUUUGCAGAUGCUGGUCUUAUUUGCAUUACGAGUUUAAUAACACCUUACCGGAAAGAUAGGGAUGCCUGCCGAGCACUACUUUCCAAGGGAGAUUUUAUUGAGGUUUUUUUAGACGUGCCAUUGCACAUAUGUGAAUCAAGGGACCCGAAGGGACUCUACAAGCUUGCCCGAGCUGGAAAGAUCACAGGUUUUACAGGGAUACAUGAUCCAUAUGAACCACCAUCUAGUUGUGAGGAGAAUACUGAUGAUUUCUGGCUUUAGCAGUGAUUUCAUUCUGUAAUUUCUUUUCCUUCUCUUCGGGGCGGUCUGAUCUAAAAUGCAAGGCACCAGGGCCCUGACUUAUUACCAGAUAAAUUUAUCCAUUUAUCCUCUUGUGUUUUCCCUUUAAACUUCUUUAAGUUCGUCUGUCCUUGAAUUACAAGUCUUCUUUCUUUCUUUCUUUUCUGUUCUCCAUCUUGCUUGUCCCUCUCCCCUUCCUCUUUCUAAAAACUGAAUGCAUGCGUGCUUGAUGUUGCAGAUAGUGUUACAAACAGAAGGAACUGACUGUGCUUCUCCGAGUGACAUGGCAGAAACAGUGAUAGCGUACUUAGAAAAGAAUGACUACCUGCGGGCCUAAAGGGACCUUCCUUUCUUGUUUGUUGCAAUCACAACAUGUUUGUGGUAACAUCGACUGCAGAAAUAAAGCCAGCUGCAAGGAAAUUAUCGUUUCCUGCAAGUCUGCUUCUAUUCUUUACAAAGGGAUUGGUUUUCUUUGAUUUGUUAUCCAUUGACGAAUUAAGGUGUAGUUGUAGUUGGAGUUGAUACUAUUUCUGUAUCGAUGCAGAGGGAUGCAAUUAAAACCCUUGACGCAAGGGAUAUAAUCAUAUAGUCACCUUCCAUUCUUCCUAA
Prosopis cineraria is the source of this 1656-nucleotide messenger RNA. RefSeq names its product adenylyl-sulfate kinase 3. NCBI's taxonomy places the organism in Eukaryota, Viridiplantae, Streptophyta, Magnoliopsida, Fabales, Fabaceae. Gene Ontology annotation, molecular function: adenylylsulfate kinase activity; ATP binding. The record is from RefSeq and is a predicted model, not a curated record. The coding region runs from base 127 to 1029 and encodes 300 amino acids. The transcript is spliced from 7 exons. Gene Ontology annotation, biological process: sulfate assimilation.